CGGAAGGAGGAGGAACGUCAGUAUUUUGCUUUGUUUUGGUAGAAGAUAUUUUAGUGAUUAGCUAGCUAGCGUUUAUAGGUCGAGAACGAUCAAUAAUUUGCGAAUUAUCUAAAAACAUCACUGAGCGAUGGUCAAACGCUAUUCAUGACAGGUGGGAUUAAACCGACUCCUGAGUCCUGUCUCUUUUCAACAAUAUUUUUUUCCAUAGAGAGGAACUUUGAGAGAAUACAGAAUUGACCCUGAUGUCAUCCCAGUAACUGCGCUUGAGAGACAUGGCGAACUGUGGUGAGGUAGACCACACUGUGGACUCUGUGUCCUCUAAGGUGGAAGAUGGAGGGGACGCCUGUACUGGUGACUCCCCCACCUCCCCUAAACCUUCGGCCAACCCCUUGCCGGAGUGUGCCAUCUGCCUCCAGACCUGUGUCUACCCGGUUUGCCUGCCCUGCUGCCACGUCUUCUGCUUCCUGUGCGUUAAAGGAGCCUCCUGGCACAGCAAGCGCUGUGCUCUCUGCAGACAGGAAGUACCUGAGGACUUCCUGGAGCAUCCCACCCUGCUGUCCCCAGAGGAGCUGAAGGCAGCAGCUGCAGGGGGGCGAGGAGGAGGAGCCGGGCCGAGGAGCGCUGGGGGAGACAAUGCCUGGUACUACGAGGGGAGGAAUGGAUGGUGGCAGUAUGACGAGAGGACCAGCCGUGAGCUGGAGGACGCCUUGGCCAAGGGCAAGAAGCGUGCCGAGAUGCUGAUUGCUGGCUUCCUGUACGUGGCUGACCUGGAGAACAUGGUGCAGUACCGCCGCAACGAGCACGGUCGCCGCCGCCGCAUGAAGCGUGACAUGGUGGACAUUCCCAAAAAGGGUGUAGCCGGACUCAGACUGGACUCUGACCCCGCCCCGCCAGUAGUUGCCAUGGCAGCUGUUCUGGUCACAACAGCGACAGUGGAGCUGUUAAGCUCUGCUGACAGGGAGGAUGUGACUGGACGGACACAGGCGGGUCGCUCAGGGGUUCUCAUCCCAGCUCCUCCUGUCAGACCCCCUACAGUCCUGGGGGCCCACCCUGCCACCCCAGCCUCCAUCUCCCUGGAAGACUCUCUGUCCCAGCUCCUCAUCAGCCAACCAGAGGGGGAAGAAGAGAAGGAGGAUGAAGAGGAGGUAGCUUCAAGCAUGAGCCAGGCGUAUGAGUCAGCAUCUGGUAGCAGUGAGGAGGAUGAUGGUGGUGGUGGAGAUGAGGUAGGCCAGGGGUGGGACAGGGAAAGGGGGGGACGAGAAGUAGGAGUUCGACGGAGGACCAGAUACAGACUCCUACAGCGGUGGCUCAGGGAGGUCCAGCCUGACAGACUGCCACCUGGUGGUGGGUCUUCCAGCGGAGGCCUUACUGUGCGCCCACGCAGCCCUGACGGUCAGUGCAGUGUCACUGAGGUGUGACCACAACUGGACCACUGUCUCUGCACUCAUCCCGGCUCAGCAAAAAAACGCAUUCACUUCAUGCCCAUGGUGGUAGUGAAGAACCAAGGGGAAGAUAGCAGAUCAGCCAUUUCCAUUACAUAUACAGUUCAGUCAGCCACAUAGGCUAAUCAAUAGUUUAUAAUAAUACGUCAGCCAGCAAGUUUAUGCAACAUUGCACACAAUGAAAUAGCCCAUACUGCUCCACUGUCUGCCACUGUAACCAUUUGAGCCCAUGUUAUUAUGGUUAAUCAUGCAUUGGUACUAAAUAUUUGAAGAGAAAUGGUGAAAUGAUAAAGGUUUGAGAUUUGGAGGGGAGUUAACCUUUUAAAUAUGUAGCAUCCCAUCUCUAACCGGAGGCAAAAAGUAAUCUUGUUUUGUAUUACAUUGUUUUUGCUGUAAGAAAUUUAUUUUCUAAUCUGUGUGUGCAUGCUCUUUUGUCUGUGUGUUGAGGUCAUAUUUCAUCUUAAUAUAAAAGUGUGUGCUUGUGUUGUGAGUGAAAGGUGAUGAGAGCCUACUGGUAGAGAGGUCUAUUACUUGUUCUAGUAUUCUAUGGAAACAGUGUGGAUGGGAGAUGAAUUGUGAGUGUUAAUGAGUCUGUUUUGAAGUUUGAACCUAUUAUUUGAACUCUUCUGUCAACAAAAGUAUUUUUGACUUAUUUAAUAUGAUUUAACAUGUGUGUGGUCUCUUUGUUUAACUGUGUUUUCUCAAAAACAAUAAAGUUUUUGACAUUAA
Salvelinus namaycush (lake trout) is the source of this 2171-nucleotide messenger RNA. Its product is annotated as E3 ubiquitin-protein ligase rnf146-like. The record is from RefSeq and is a predicted model, not a curated record. The transcript is spliced from 3 exons. Gene Ontology annotation, cellular component: nucleus; cytoplasm. Lineage: Eukaryota; Metazoa; Chordata; Actinopteri; Salmoniformes; Salmonidae. Gene Ontology annotation, molecular function: zinc ion binding; poly-ADP-D-ribose binding; ubiquitin protein ligase activity. Bases 273 to 1418 code for a protein of 381 amino acids. Gene Ontology annotation, biological process: ubiquitin-dependent protein catabolic process; Wnt signaling pathway.